Molecule: messenger RNA, 1422 nt
Organism: Colletotrichum navitas
Lineage: Eukaryota; Fungi; Ascomycota; Sordariomycetes; Glomerellales; Glomerellaceae
Exons: 1
Coding region: 148-1365 (405 amino acids)
Source: RefSeq, a predicted model, not a curated record
CACCUAAGCAGAAACCAGGCCCACAGCAGCCAUGAACACUACCCGAGAACACCACAGGGUAAGGGUCCUACAACGGAGGAGAAGGAGGCAGUGGCAGGUUGUUGGCGUUGGUCCAUUCUCCUCGGCAUCGCCCGAGCGGUUUUGGCCAUGAUCUGGACCAUCGCACACUGCGCCCUGGUGAAGCCCGUGUGCAGAGUAACAAAGUUCGCGUUUCCCAUCUUUGCCGUCUUGGGCCUCUUGGCCCUCGUCGCCGCGUGGGCCAUUAACGUGUCCCUCGGUGGCCUCUACGCUCUCUACGUCUGGGCCUGCGACGACCUGGUUCCCGUUAGAUUCUUCUUGGUUGACUGGUGCGCUGGCAUCAACACGGCGGCCUCUCCUCCUCCUUUCCCAGCGGCUUUGACAACAGUCUUACCUGCCUGGACCCCCCUGACGCCCGCGGAAUUGUUCCUGAUUCAGAAGCCUGACCGCCAUUUCUGUGUCUUUGGCUUCGGCGACCUGCUUGGGGGCAUGGCCGCCGAGCAGCGGAAGUACAUGACGGACAAACAGCGGGAGUUGUUUGCCGUCAUGCGCAGGGCGGGUUCCGUCGUCGGGCGGCUGCAGAAGAUUGGACGGAAACAGGCGCGAAAUGUGGAGCGCGCCCAGGACAAGAUCAAGGGUUUACUGGAUGACCCGUUGCCUAACUGUCCUACUCCUCCUCCGCCACUGGCCCGGUUCAGCGCCGUUUGGUUUUGGAGCCUGUUGGACAGGGGGGCGCCGCCCCUAUCGGACAGGUACCCGCCUUCAGUGACCCUGGAGGGACUUGCGCGAGAGCUCUCUCGCGUCCUGGACGGGGAGGCAGCGAGCCGAAAGCAAUUUGCCAAGUACGUGACGGCUCUGAGCCAGGAGGUGGGGGAUGUGGCAUCUAGCGUCUGUGGCUGGAACAUGGCUCUUGAGGAGAGUAUCUCGGACAAGAGACACAGACUCAGUACGGCGCGUCGCAAAGCCAGACCCACAUCAUCCUCAUCCUGGUGGCAACGGGUGACAAAAGGUACUGCUGACGAGGUCCAUGUGUUGUUGUGGGAGGACCAGGCCAUGGUCAUCCGCAACGAGAUCGUCAUGUGGAGGCGGCGCAAGGCUAAGGCCAAUCUGCUAUGCAAAACGCUGACCGAGGGAGCAAGCAAGACGGCAAAACUUGUCAAGGCCGUCCAGGACGAGGAGACACAUGUCGGUGAGGUGGCACAGGGGGCCGCCGAUCUCGUGGCUGAGAUCUUGAGCCGCCAGGGGAGUCAGGCAAGCGACGAAGUGCUGCAGCGCUGGAUCAAGACGGCAAGAGACCUGGGCGUCAACUACUUGCAGAGUUUCCGGCUGUAUUAUUCAAAGUGUUAGAUUAUUUGCGAACUCAGUUUAUUGUGGUGCCAUGGCAGCUUAUAUGUCGGUGAGGAG